GUGGAGCAGGCGCGGCUCGCCGCCGUCGAGGCGUUGCUGCGGCUGGAGGAGGAGGACCAGCUCGGGCAGGCCCGCGCUGGCAGCUACAGCCCCGCAGAGCGCCAGAGCGGCGUCAAGCACAUACGCUGGGACAACCGCAAGACGGCGUGGCGCAUUAAGUAUACGAUGCAGAACGGCCCAGAUCAAGGUCGCAGAAAGCAGCCCGUGUUCCACCCGUAUGACGAGUCGCCAGAGGAGGUGGAGCGGGCGCGGCUCGCCGCCGUCGAGGCGUUGCGGCGGCUGGAGGAGGAGGACCGGGUCGGUCGGAUCAGCUCGGGCCGGCACAGUGCGGUGCGCCAGAGCGGCGUCAAGCACAUAUUGUGGGACAAAGGCAGUGCAGUGUGGCGCAUUCAGUAUACGAUGCAGAACGGCCCAGAUCAAGGUCGCAGAAAGCGGCCCCUGUUCCGACCGAAGGACGAUUCGCCGGAGGAGGUGGAGCAGGCGCGGCUCGCCGCCGUCGAGGCGUUGCUGCGGCUGGAGGAGGAGGACCGGGUCGGUCGGAUCAGCUCGGGCCAGCACAGUGCAGUGCGCCAGAGCGGCGUCAAGCACAUAUUGUGGGACAAAUGCAGUGCGGCGUGGCGCAUUCGGUAUACGAUGCAGAACGGCCCGGAUCAAGGUCGCAGAAAGCAGCCCGCGUUCCGCCCGAAGGACGAGUCGCCAGAGGAGGUGGAGCGGGCGCGGCUCGCCGCCGUCGAGGCGCUGCGGCGGCUCCAGGAGGAGGACCGCGCGCUCGAGCGCAGCAGCUCGGGCCGACGGAGCGCGGGAUGCCAGAGCGGCGUCCAGCACGGGAGCUCCAAGACGACGAGCGGCGCAGACAGAGGCACCGGGAAGCAGCCCGCGUGCCGCCCGCAGGACGAGUCGCCGGAGGAGGCGGAGCGGGCGCCGCUCGCCGCCGCCGAGGCGCUGCGGGGGCUCCAGGAGGUGGACGGCGCCCUCGAGGCGAGCGCCUCGGGCGGGCCCUGUGCCGGCCGCGGCCGCAGGGAGGUGCCGCUUCUCGACGGGCUGUUCCUGGUCGUCGGAGAGGCGGUUUGA
Molecule: messenger RNA, 1071 nt
Organism: Prorocentrum cordatum
Lineage: Eukaryota; Dinophyceae; Prorocentrales; Prorocentraceae
Source: the annotation of a GenBank genome assembly